This is a messenger RNA of Prorocentrum cordatum, 417 nucleotides long. The record is from the annotation of a GenBank genome assembly. Lineage: Eukaryota; Dinophyceae; Prorocentrales; Prorocentraceae.
AUGGAGCAGGGGAAUGGGGAGGUGGAGAAAUCGGACGAGGAUGACGGUGAUUUGGAGCGCUGCGGCUUCUGCGUGGUGCUCUUUUACCUCUACUCCGAGGACCUGCCGGCCACCCUGGGCCUGGACGGCGUGGAGGCUGUGCGCGCCGCCCACGAGGCGCUCUGCGGGCUCUUCGGCCUGGACGGCCGACUGCGGGUGUCCCGGGAGGGGCUCAACGGCAACCUCACGGCCCCGCGGGCCAGUGCCACGAGUAUUGUGCCUUCCUCCUGGGUGGGGAGGCCCAGGAGUCGCCAGCGCCGUUGCCAGCGGAGGUCGGGCCGUUGCGGGGGUCCGCACCGUCGUGCGACUUCAAGAUCGCGCCUUGCGAGCAGGAGCAGUGCUUCAAGGGCCUCAAGGUAUGGGUUGCCAACGAGGUGA